This is a messenger RNA of Salvia splendens (bonfire salvia), 1219 nucleotides long. Its product is annotated as polygalacturonase. The record is from RefSeq and is a predicted model, not a curated record. Lineage: Eukaryota; Viridiplantae; Streptophyta; Magnoliopsida; Lamiales; Lamiaceae. Gene Ontology annotation, biological process: carbohydrate metabolic process. The coding region runs from base 14 to 1219 and encodes 401 amino acids. The transcript has 2 exons. Gene Ontology annotation, molecular function: polygalacturonase activity.
UCAUCCAUCCAUCAUGAAUACAAAAAUGAUAUUACCUGUGUUAAUAGUUUUGCAGUUACUAUCGAAGGCAAAUUCUCUGACGGUGUUCGACAUCACGAAAUAUGGAGCGAAGCCAGGUGCAGACAUUAGUGAGGCACUGCUUAAAGCAUGGAAGAACGCGAUCGCAUCAACAACGACAAGCCAGAUCUUGAUCCCAACCGGUGAUUGGAUAUUGAGCCAAGCUCGCAUGCUCGGGCCGAACAAGGCUCCCAUCAAGCUAGAGAUCAAAGGCAACCUCAAAGCCUACGCAGACCCAACCAAACUCCCUGUGAAGACCUCUGAAUGGGUCACCAUCAACCACGUUAACUUCCUGACCAUCUCUGGCGGCGGUGUACUCGACGGGCAGGGCCAGCAAGCCUGGAACUGCAAAAAAAACAACAACUGCCCCAAGCUCCCCAUCAAUCUGAGCUUGAACUUCAUCAACAACUCCAUCAUCCAUGACAUCACCACCAAGGACAGCAAGAACUUCCACGUCAACUGCAUCUCCAGUCACAAUAUCACGUUUAAGCACUUCACAGUUAUCGCCCCAGGGGACAGCCCUAACACCGAUGGCAUCCACAUAGCCCGAGGCAACCGCAUAAGGGUCAUCGACUCCGUCAUCAAGACCGGCGACGACUGCAUCUCCAUGGGGGACGACCUCAGCGACGUGCUCAUCAAGAACGUGAAAUGCGGACCAGGUCACGGUAUUAGCAUUGGUAGUUUAGGAGGGAACGCGCAGGAGAAAGACGUGAAAGGGAUAACCGUGCAAGGGUGCACUUUUGCCAACACUGACAACGGGGUAAGGAUCAAGACAUGGCCCUCUGCCCCAGCCACACUCACGAUCUCGGACAUUCGUUUCAUCAACCUCACCAUGGUCAAUGUCAGAAACCCCGUCAUCUUUGAUCAGCAGUAUUGCCCGUGGAACCUCUGUUCCUUGGAUAAACCUUCCUUGAUCAAGAUUAGCAACGUUGAAAUCAUGAACAUCAAGGGUACCACUACCACCUCAGAGGGGCUUAUCUUCACAUGUAGCAAAGCUAAGCCUUGCGACAAUAUCAGGAUCGGGGCCAUUGAUCUCAAAUACAUUGGAAAUACACCCGCAACCAUCACCACAAGAUGUGAAAAUAUUAAGCCCAUCUUGUCCGCCAAGCAAAAUCUCCCGGUCUGCUCUGGCUCUCUUGCUUCCAAGCCACCACCUGAAUAG